AAAGAGAUCUGAUCCCAUCCCUGCUCAACUGGAACUACAUACCCCCCAUGAAUGUGGGCUUCAUUUUAUUACCAAAGCUCAAAGGAAACAAACCUGGUUUGCUCCAAUGUCUCAUGCAUUCAUUUCCAACAAGCUUAUCCACCCCUCAACCCAUCCUCCCCACUUGUUUCCUCGGCUAUCCACAUCCAAACAAAACAUCAAACCUCAAACCCUCAUCUCAACCAUACAUCCAAUGGUUACGACCAACAGAUUCAGCCCCGGUUUUAUCACCAAAGUCGAAGAUAACAAAGCUGGCUUAGUCGGCGAAGAUACACUUUCCCACCUCAAAUCUCAACUCUUACAGCAACUCCAAGGAAUCAAUAGAGGGAUUUUCGGAGUAGCAUCUUCUAAGAAAUCUGAUAUUGAAGAACUGGUGAAGCUGCUUGAAUUCCAGAAUCCAACUCCGGAUCCUACCCUGAAUCUAGAAAAGGUAGGUGGUUGCUGGAAGCUUGUUUACAGUUCUAUUACAAUCUUGGGUUCAAAGAGAACAAAGCUUGGGUUGAGAGAUUUCAUCACCCUGGGAGAGUUUUUCCAGACCAUUGAUAUUCAAAAGAGCAAAGCAUUUAACGUGAUAAAAUUCAAUGCCAGAGGGUUGAAAUUGUUGAAUGGGAAGCUCACAAUCGAAGCUUCCUUCGAGAUUGCAUCCAAAUCAAGAGUGGAUAUAAGUUAUGAUAAUUCAACCAUCACUCCUGAUCAGCUGAUGAACGUGUUUCGGAAAAAUUACGAUCUGCUGCUUGGAAUCUUCAAUCCAGAGGGGUGGCUGGAGAUAACAUAUGUAGAUGAUACGAUGAGGAUAGGGAGAGAUGACAAAGGGAACCUCCUCAUUUUACAAAGAUCUGAACAAGACACAGUCUAGCUCUAUACAUCAAUUUCUGAUUUUAUGUAUCAUCUCAAAUAUAUAUAUAUAAGCAUCAAUGCAGUUGAAGUUGUUGAUCUCUAGACUCCAGUUUCCCAAGGAACAUCGCUUGCUGAUGAUGGCUUAAGUUUCCAAUAGCAUCAUCAUCGACUUUGUUAGCCUGUGAUUUUGUUGGAGUUUCUCAUCUGAUCGUGAUUGUUGAUUAAUUAAUCUU
Messenger RNA from Hibiscus syriacus, 1109 nucleotides. Its product is annotated as fibrillin protein 5 homolog. Bases 107 to 895 code for a protein of 262 amino acids. NCBI's taxonomy places the organism in Eukaryota, Viridiplantae, Streptophyta, Magnoliopsida, Malvales, Malvaceae. The record is from RefSeq and is a predicted model, not a curated record. The transcript is spliced from 7 exons.